CAAAGCUAAGCCGGUCUAUACAUUUCAUUGUCCCAUAUGUAAGCAAAGGUAGUAAAUUUACAGUUCUUGAGGGAAUGAAGGAGGGGAGUUGUAAAGGAGUUUUUCCCCAAGCUGGUGAGUCUUCUUCUUCAUCAUGGUCUCCAUGCGCGGCCUGCAAGCUUUUGAGGAGAAGAUGCAGCCCAGAAUGUGUUUUUGCUCCAUACUUCCCAGGAGAUCAGCCCCAUAAGUUUGCCAAUGUGCACAAAGUGUUUGGUGCUAGCAAUAUCAGCAAGAUGUUACAGGAGUUGCCGGUGCACCAGAGGGAAGAUGCGGUGUGCAGCAUGGUAUAUGAAGCCAAUGCCCGGGUCCGUGACCCGAUUUAUGGCUGCACCGGAGCCAUUUCCUCUCUCCAACAACAGCUCGAUACGCUCCGGGCCCAAUUGGCCAUGGCCCAAGCCGAAAUUGUACACCUACGAGUCCGCCAAGUUGCCGUGGUGAGCUCAAGCCCACAAAACAGUGGGUCUCCCUCAUCAUUUGGUCUGGGCUCUUACCCCAAUGGCUACUUUGAGCUGGAAUCAGACGUCGUUGACCAGCCCAGCAACUUCUAUUCAUAGCUGCUGGUCUGGGCUCUAGAUGUUUAACUUAGGUUGCCUUCCCUUUUAGGGAUAACUGCAAAAAUUAAUAACUAUGUGCAACUUUCUCUAUAGUGUAAUGUUGUUAUAUUUGUCUUAUAUCUAACUGUAAUGUGGCGAGAAUAUGUAGACACCCACUUUUUUUCAAGAAGUAACGUGGUAUCUUGUAAGGCAUGUAAUACAUUAAUACACUUCCC
This is a messenger RNA of Cuscuta epithymum, 808 nucleotides long. The record is from the annotation of a GenBank genome assembly. NCBI's taxonomy places the organism in Eukaryota, Viridiplantae, Streptophyta, Magnoliopsida, Solanales, Convolvulaceae.